CUCAUCAGCUGAUUGCUUAUUUCAGAAUAAAACAUUAUACUUUGUUAUUGUUCCGAGCGAAUCGAAAAACGUUUAUCAAGACAGUUUUAAAAAGUGCAAUAAAACGAUAGAUAAUUAAAGCUUUAAUCGAAAUCUCACUUAGCCGCGUUGCUUGGCAACCUAGGCUCAAACAAACGAAAUUGGAAUCUCUCUCGCAGUUAAAACAGAUUCAAGUACUUAUUAGCAAAAUGUUUAUACUAGACAGAAUACUGCCGUUUAUAUUUAGCUAUAUCAGACCGUUUAUCAAGUGGUUCCUGCACGCCUUCACCAGACUCUCGGAACUUCAGAGGAUAUGCUAUGGUGCCAGGGCAGGUGCCAGCCGGACGAGUCAGGUGGAAAGAUCCCUGACUUUGUCCAAGAGACCCCAGAUAAGGCGGCUUGUACUUGACCUUGAUGAGGCGGCUCCAUACGUGAACGACUCGGAGCUAAUGGAGUUUGCUCCUCGUGCUGCCCGUAUUGUGAUGCAGGCUAAACGCAUCAAGAACAAUGUACAUCCGGACUUUGCCCGACUAUUCGGCACCUGUGUAACCAGUAUCUGGGGAUACCGUCGACUCAUGUAUCAGCUGGAGCAGCUGCGGGCGGAGCGGUACGACUCGGAUAACCUGGUACACGAGCAGAAGUUACUCCGGCUAUGGGAACUUUUAAUGCCGGAGGCUCCGCUCACUGGACGAGUUAGCAAACAAUGGCAGGAUAUUGGUUUCCAGGGAGACGAUCCCAAGACAGACUUUCGAGGAAUGGGCAUGCUCGGCUUGGAGAACUUGUUAUACUUCGCCACCGCCUAUAAUGACGCCGCCAAGCACGUGCUCCUGCACUCGAUGCAUCCCACCCUGGGUUACACCUACGCAAUCGUGGGCAUUAACCUCACCUCGAUGGCCUUUAAUCUAGUCAAAUCGGGAGCCGCCAAAACCCAUUUCUACAACCAGGUGGUGCAGCACAGGCAAGACUUUAGCACUGUUGAGGAUUUCCAUAGGCUAUACUGCUACCUGUUCUUCGAGUUUGACCGAUUUUGGAUGGAGAGCGAUCCGCGCAACAUUAUGGACUUCCGCGAGAUUUAUCAAGCCUUCGAAAUAACAAAACUGGAGGCCUUGCACAACGAUAGCACUAUUUUUAAGACCAAUUUGGUUGUUGAAUCCGUCUAAAAAUACAGAUAAAGAUGAAUUAGAAAA
Molecule: messenger RNA, 1205 nt
Organism: Drosophila ficusphila
Lineage: Eukaryota; Metazoa; Arthropoda; Insecta; Diptera; Drosophilidae
Product: ELMO domain-containing protein 2
Exons: 2
Coding region: 228-1178 (316 amino acids)
Molecular function (GO): GTPase activator activity
Source: RefSeq, a predicted model, not a curated record